AUGGAGGAAGAAAUGAAUGAAAGUGGCGAUGUUUUCUUCUCCAUGGCAUGGUGUUGUGGUUCAAAAGUUGCCGGCUGGCUGGCAGCUGGCAGUUGCAAGUCCCAAGGCAAUUGUCCCCAGAUAUCGCCGUUUGCCACCAUAUCAGAAUUUCGUGAAGCAAUUCUAGCAACAUGCAAGCCGCGCUUCCCCAAUGUGCGGCUUGCGCGAAGGCGGCCCAUCGGCCUUGCCGUUAGCGGAGGAGUUGAUUCCAUGGCAUUGGCAUAUCUUUUCUCGCACUACAUUAAGACAUACAAGUCGCAGCACAUCGCCGAUAACCCGGUUCACGAUGUCCUCGCCGUCACUGUUGAUCACCGUUUGCGACCCGAGAGCACAGCAGAGGCAGCCAAAGUAGCCGCGAAUGUCAGACACCUUGGAUUGAGAGCGCUCGUUCUCCGAAUUAAUUGGUCAGACCAUCUGGGACCAGAUGUUGUCCCAAGCAAGCAACCGAACAUCGAGAGCAUGGCGAGGACUCUUCGAUACCGCGCCUUGGGCUCCCUCUUCUUGAAGCAGAAUGUCAUGAGCCUCUUUUUUGGGCACCAUAGAGACGAUCAAUACGAAACAAUACUUAUGCGAUUACUUUCUGGUCAUGGCUAUCGUGGUCUGCAGGGCAUACACAAGGCAAAUUCUAUUCCUGCAUGCUACGACAUGUAUGGCGCCUACAAGAGCGGCUUGGUUGACGACCAAUUGCGCCUACGUCCAUUCCUCAAAUUUAGCCCAGCUGGUCGAGAGAUGAGGGCACUACGGAACAGGCUGAAGUUGGAAAGCACGCUCCCUGGUUUCGAGCAGUUCCGAUCAUACCUUGGCAUCAACGAUCUAUCAGCUCGACUCCCUGGCCAGCUGCAACACGAUCUCGAUGUCAGUCUUCCAUACCUGCCACCAUUGAGCGUUGAAGAUGGUGGAAUCACCAUCUACAGACCGUUACUGGAGUUCGACAAGGCAAGACUUAUUGCUACUUGCGAGGCGAAUCGCGUGCCUUGGUUUGAAGAUGGCACAAAUGUUGAUGCAACGUUGACAACACGCAACGCCCUACGGAAGAUAUGCAGAGAUUACGAGCUCCCACGAGCCCUUCAGAAGCCCUCAAUCCUGGCCUUGGCCGAGCGUUCGAGACAAAGGGUUCACAACGAGGAAAAUGAGGCGUCACGCAUUAUACGCCACCAAAGGACUAUAGUCGACUUUGAUCCAAAUGUUGGGUCGCUACUCGUGGAUUUACCUCUGCUCAAAAUUGGAAGGGCUAUGAACGGACGUCACAACCAGACAGCCAGAGAUGAGGCUCGGCUCGGAAGGCAGCGACUGCUUGCCGCCACCAUUACACGCAAGUUGAUAAGCUUCGUGACCCCUGACAAACACCUCCCCCCGAUCUCGAAUCUUGAAAAUACAGUCAGGCGUCUCUUUCCUUUCUUAUAUACUGAUGCAAAUACUGUUGAGCUUGGAGGCGCGGGCCGCAAGGCGUUCUCCAUUGCUGGUGUGCAAUUUGAACCAGUGCCAAGCUACAAGUCGACCCGAUGGUCCAUAUCCCGGACGCCAUUCUCCUCCAAUUACCUCCGUGAAGUAACUGCAAAACCAGAAACUACAAUCGAACGCCCUAGAUGGGUGUCAAGUCCCACCCCGCUCCCGUGGGAAGCACCGAGUGACCCAACCUGGAAGACUUGGAAAUCGGCCUUGCUUUGGGAUGGACGCUUUUGGAUUCGACUCAACUCGUGUGACCGCCGGAAUGGACUGCAUGUACUACCGUUACUAGCCAGCCACACCAAAGCUUUUAAAGCCGCUUUGACUCCCAAGGGGCGCGCUCGAUUCGAGAAGCUUCUCAAAUACCAUGCACCAGGAAAAGUGCGUUAUACGUUGCCGGGUAUAUACGCUGUCGAGAAGUCAAGCGGCCCCCAAGAGGGCAUUGGUCAAGCCCAACGUAAAAUGAUGCUGCUCGCUCUGCCCACUCUUGGAGUUCAAAUUGCUGGUUUGGAGAAAUGGGUACGAUAUGAUGCCAGAUACAAAAAUGUCGACACGCAGCUCCUAGGCAAAGGGAACUAUAGCAAAACAUCAAGGAUGCACGAGUUCACCGCACGCAUUGGUGUCUCUCGGAAACUGAGGCAGCAACGGAUGCACAGAAUGCAUGGAAAAACGCCAACAUAA
This is a messenger RNA of Cordyceps militaris CM01, 2166 nucleotides long. Its product is annotated as PP-loop family protein. Lineage: Eukaryota; Fungi; Ascomycota; Sordariomycetes; Hypocreales; Cordycipitaceae. Gene Ontology annotation, biological process: tRNA processing. Bases 1 to 2166 code for a protein of 721 amino acids. The record is from RefSeq and is a predicted model, not a curated record. Gene Ontology annotation, molecular function: ligase activity, forming carbon-nitrogen bonds; ATP binding. The transcript has 3 exons.